AUGGAGACCUUGGAGAUUCAUUCAAAGGAUUUUCUCGUCAAGUGGGUCCAUGCCGUUGAUGAUUCAUCUAUUGUUUGGCAAUUAAAGCCAUUGAAGAAGUCAAUCAACUUCUCAAUUUACAAGCGAUCUCCAAUCGGGGAUUCCCUGGAUGAGAGCCACGUGAAUAGUCAUGACAUCGAAGAUUUAGGAGGACAGGAUCAAGGCUCAACUUCAAUUCCCAAUUCUGGCGAGCAUCUGGCAGAUGCUUCCCGCUUGAGAUCAGAAUCGGUUGCUUCAGUAAAUCAAAUUACACAGCUGAACUCGCUUAGAAAUAAAUCUAGGUCAUCCACAUUUUCAAAUAGCUUAAGCGGCUCGAAUUUGGUUUUAGUCAAGGACUAUUUCAAGCUUGUCCCUGGUGAACUCGUCCGAGGACACUUUAAUGUGGAGAAAGAAGGUAUGUACGCCUUUAUUUUUGACAAUUCUUUCUCCAAAGCCGUGAGCAAGAAAGUUCUUUUUAGCUCUAAACUUGUUACCAAUGUUGAGAACUCAAUUGCUUCGGAUUCAAAUACAUGCCUGAAGGGGCGCCAAUUGACAGAUACCGUCGGUGACGUUACAAAUGCGCCAAAUGGCCAAAGUCUUGACGAUGGAGAGCUUAUGAUGAGCACCUUACUCAAGAGAAGAAGAAAGAAGCUUCAAGGGUUCACCAAAAGGACUUUUGUGUUGAACUUCAAAUAUAGUACGUUAUCUUACUUCAAGGUCAAUGAUAACAAAUUGAGGGGCCAAAUGCCAAUUAUUCACUCUAUUGUUAGUGCUAACUCGAGGACGAGAGAAAUCUUCAUCGAUUCCGGAAUGGAAGUAUGGGAUUUGAAGGCUCUCAAUGGGGACGAUUUUGAGGCGUGGGUUAAUGCCUUCGAUAAAGUCAAAAGGGGUACAAGCUCUAUGGAGCUGGCAGAGGGAAAAGAUGCGGUUCAGUAUCCAACCUCUGUAGGGUUACCUCGCCUUGAAGAGAUUAACGAACAGUUAACAAGUUUGUUGAAGGCCAGCCCUGAUUUAGAUAGAGAUCAACUUGAGUUUCGCUUGCAAGAGAUAUCGACCAGUGUUCUGUACUUAGUCUCAGCCGAGAAACAAGGAGACUCUGAAUUGACCCCUGUUCAUUCUAACACCGAAUUCUUUGAUGCAGAGGAGACCUUAGACAAAUCAUCUCGAGGAGUGGUCCUUAUGGAUGGAGUUGACCGAAAGCCGCAAUCUGAAGACGACUAUGAGGAAGAACAUGAAGAGUCUGAUCUGUCGUCUGAUUCAGAUUCUGAAGAUCUUCCUGCUCCUACUGCCUCCAUUGCCGAGACAAAAUCGGUCCAAGGGAAGGAUGUGAAUAUGGACGACUGUCUUUAUCCAUUGCCCUUGGAACCAGUUACCAGGGAUUGUGAUAUUCCGAUAUGUGACCAUGAACCCCCCAAUCUUCUUUCCUUUGUUAGAAAAAAUGUUGGCAAAGACUUAUCGUCAAUUUCCAUGCCAGUCGACAUGAAUGAACCCGUUACUAUUUUGCAAAAGUAUGCUGAGCAAUUUGAGUAUUCGGAGAUGAUUGACAACGCUCUCGAUGGAACUUAUCCCGAAGACUCGGGAGAACUUAUCCUUAGGAUCGCCGCCUUCGCUGUGAGUAACCUUUCCUCGUUCAGAAAGAAAGUCAGGAGCACGCGUAAGCCAUUCAACCCUCUCUUGGGGGAGACAUUCGAGUUGGUCAGAGAAGAUAAGGGAUUCCGUCUUAUAAGUGAAAAGGUGUCGCAUAAGCCGCCUGUGUUUGCCGUUUUUGCGGAAUCUAGCCAUUGGACGCUUAGCUUCUCAGCGUCUCCAUCUCAAAAGUUCUGGGGAAAGACUUACGAGAUAAGUACCAAAGGAACUGUGAAGCUCACUGUGAAGUCCACUGGAGAGGUAUUUACAUGGUCGCAACCAACAAGUCUCCUCAAGAACAUAAUCGCUGGUGAAAAGUAUACUGAACCAUCUCUGUCUAUCGUUGUCAAAUCUAGCUCUGGUCAGAAGGCUGUUGUGGAAUUUUCCAAGGGCGGAAUGUUCAGUGGUAGGUCUGAAGACCUUACAAUUAAAGCGUUCAAUUCCGCCAAAAAACAGUUGCCUUACACUGUCGCCGGUAAGUGGACGGAGUCCAUGAUCCUAAAGACCAACAAUACUGAGAAAGUUAUUUGGACGGCUGGAAAACUUCUCCCUCAAUGUGAAAAGAAGUUCGGCUUCACUGAAUUCGCUGGAUCAUUGAACAAGAUCACUACUGUGGAGCACGAGGCUUUGCCUCCCUGCGACUCAAGGCUAAGGCCGGAUAUGAGAGCGUACGAAGGUGGUGACGUCCCAAAGGCAGAACUGUUGAAAGUUAAGUUGGAAGAGAAUCAACGUACUCGCCGUGCUGAAAUGGAACUGGCUGGCAAGACUCAUAAGCCUGUCUUCUUUAAGCAGGUAGGCGAUACUUCUCUGCCGGAUUCUGGGGAAUGGAUAUAUGAUAACGGUUCCAACAGCUAUUGGAACAGGAGAAAGAAACAAGAUUGGUCUGGUCUCCAGCAGCUUUGGUAG
Molecule: messenger RNA, 2550 nt
Organism: Candidozyma haemuli
Lineage: Eukaryota; Fungi; Ascomycota; Pichiomycetes; Serinales; Metschnikowiaceae
Gene: OSH3
Product: oxysterol-binding protein related protein
Exons: 1
Coding region: 1-2550 (849 amino acids)
Biological process (GO): ER to Golgi ceramide transport; endocytosis; exocytosis
Cellular component (GO): perinuclear endoplasmic reticulum; plasma membrane; cytosol
Molecular function (GO): sterol binding
Source: RefSeq, a predicted model, not a curated record